UCCUCCUCCUCCUCCUUCUCCUGUCUGCCAUCCGCUCCUAGCCCGGUCUAUUCGCUGACUCAGUGCCUUAAGCAGCAUCGCCGUUCACCUGAAGAGAGCUACAGCAUCCUCUGCGGAGAGAAAGAAAAUACAUCAGCCAUGGCUAAAACAGCAACCGCUUAUAAAGAGAAGAUGAAGGAGCUGUCCGUCCUCUCCCUCAUCUGCUCCUGCUUCUACUCCGAGCCACGCAACAAGCUCAAGCAAGAGUUUGAAGACAUGCAGGUGAAACCGAUAAACAAGCGGGCCUCAGGCCAGGCGUUUGAGGUGAUCCUCAAGCCUCCGUCUCCAGUGUCAGAUUUAACCCACAACUUCCCCUCACCUCCCAAGAGGGACAUCUCCCUGGAGGACAUCGAGAAGAAACUGGAGGCUGCUGAAGAUCGGAGGAGGUAUCAGGAGGCCCAGGUGCUGAGGGCUUUGGCAGAGAAGCGAGAGCACGAGAGGGAUGUUUUGCUAAAGGCCAUGGAGGAGAACAGCAACUUCAGCAAGAUGGCAGAGGAGAAGCUCCAGAUGAAGAUGGAGCAAAUCAAGGAGAACCGUGACGCCCAUCUGGCAGCCAUGCUGGAGCGUCUCCAGGAGAAGGAGAAACAUGCAGCUUUGGUGCGCAAGAACAAAGAGCUGAGGGAAGAGCUGACAGCAUGAGCCUCACUCAAGUUCUGACUUCCAUGGUCCAUCAACAUCCCUCCAUCCAGUCCCGCCCCCUUCAUCGCCCCCGCCCUCACCUUCCUCAGAUCGGACACCCAACCCUGGAGGCCGAGAGGUUCGAGGACCUCACCACCACAUCACACCACUCCACACCACCAGUACUCACCACUAUCAGUAUUAUCAGUGGAUACAAAAGUCAAUAACACUCAUCUUGAGAAUGGAUUUGUUGAUUUUGGGGGGAAAAUGUGAGAAAAUGGCUUUUAUUUUGUAAAUACUUUUUUCUUAAAGUCUAUCUAUCUAUCUAUCUAUCUAUCUAUCUAUCUAUCUAUCUAUCUAUCUAUCUAUCUAUCUAUCUAUCUAUCUAUCUAUCUAUCUAUCUAUCUAUCUAUCUAUCUAUCUAUCUUUGGUGGGUGUAGUACAUACAAACUGCUGUACUGUGCUUCACUGUACGAAUUCAAACAUUUUGUUUGUGAUUAAUUCAUGUUUCAGUUCUUGGAAUUUCUUGACUCUGCAACCAUUUUUCUUGUGAAAGCCGUCGGUGUUGUGAGUUUGGCUGUAGACUGACCUUUUGCGGUGUUUCCUGAUGAUGUCAUAAUGAUGAUGAUGAUGAUGACGACGAUGAUGAUAACGUUUACUGUGUCUUUGUGAAGAAUGACGGUUGGUGUACCUAGGCUACAGACUCCCCUCAAGAUAUCCCACCUGUAUCUUCCUCACGCACACCUACUCAUUCUCAACGCGCACGCUCGGAACUUAAUAUGCCAAAACCCACAGAUCCAUAAAAGCGUCCACUUCCUCUGAAAUGAGCUUGAUAACGAACUCGAUAGGUGCUUUAUUGUUACUGAGAAUGUCUUUGCCCAGUGAGAGCAACUGUUUCUACACUCGCAGAUUCCCACUUACCCCGACAGCUUUACUUCUCAAUGAAUCCGUCUCCGGCCAAAUCAAUAGCUACACAGUAAUUGGGGAUUAAUCUCUUGAAUGUGAUGACAACUUACUGGUACCAUGCAUAUUGUCUUGGACAGUGGAAUGUGCUGUUUUAUCCGCCCCACUCCGCUGCCCCACCUUGAUAUUGACGGUGUGAACAUAACAUAUGUCCGCGUGGGUGUGUGUGAAUGCAAACUUACCACGAAGCAUCACUUAGACUCUGCUCUCUGUAGGGAACUAGAUGGAGAAUGGACGCGGGAUGCUUUAUGUUCAGCACACCGAACCGAACGAGUCUCUUUUUAAAAUAUCCAGUCCCACCGAUAUCUGCCUGCAUCCUCUGCUGCUUGUGUUUCUCCCUUCAUAUAUUUCUCUGUGAAAAAAGCUUUGCUGAAUAAAGGUUUGGGGUUCUGUGAACAUGGCAUGCACCAUCUAAUACUUUUUCUGUGCUAAAAAGAGGAGGGAAAAUGUAAACUGCCAAAUAAAAGAACCAGUUAUCUACACAUCCUGAGAAUCACA
This is a messenger RNA of Acanthopagrus latus (yellowfin seabream), 2118 nucleotides long. RefSeq names its product stathmin 2a (gene stmn2a). Gene Ontology annotation, biological process: microtubule depolymerization; regulation of microtubule polymerization or depolymerization; neuron projection development. Gene Ontology annotation, molecular function: tubulin binding. The record is from RefSeq and is a predicted model, not a curated record. The coding region runs from base 139 to 678 and encodes 179 amino acids. Gene Ontology annotation, cellular component: cytoplasm; neuron projection; growth cone. NCBI's taxonomy places the organism in Eukaryota, Metazoa, Chordata, Actinopteri, Spariformes, Sparidae. The transcript is spliced from 5 exons.